Hyaloscypha bicolor E is the source of this 1798-nucleotide messenger RNA. RefSeq lists its product as uncharacterized. The transcript has 3 exons. Lineage: Eukaryota; Fungi; Ascomycota; Leotiomycetes; Helotiales; Hyaloscyphaceae. The coding region runs from base 49 to 1695 and encodes 548 amino acids. The record is from RefSeq and is a predicted model, not a curated record.
UUCCCCUUUAAAAAUCUCUUCACAAAUCUUCCAGUCCUUCUCCACAAAAUGGCUAUCUCACCAACCCCUAUAUCCACGCAGCCUAUGAUCAUGGUGCAUAGAGGUUGGCACGAGCACCUGGAACCUCACAGGCUCUCCGAGAACGUUUUCCGUCUGGACAGUGGCUCCGGCACCACAAGUGAAGGCACCAUGGGGUCGGAGAAGAAGAACUCACCUCGGAAGUCUAAGCUUGCUAUCCAAGAAUUUGCGUUCGUUAAUGCAACGACACCGUUCAGGAAUAGAGAUCCUGAGGUUCGGAGGCUGGUUCGAGGUCACGUGGUCAAGGACACGACAAGGAAGAAGAAGUUGCGGAGGGAAAAGGAGAGGCCAAAAAUCUCGAUAUCAGUAAGGCCUGAAUCGGAAGAUGGAUUUCAGGAAGGCUGUUCGAGUUUGAAGACUAGACAGCCGUCUGUUGUCCCUGAAGAAAUGACUCUUGCAAACCUGCCGAAAGAAUAUAACUCCAAACUCCCGUAUAAGGAAAUGGAUCCGCAUCCUGAGCUAUCACCAAUUAUACACCAUAUUACGGAAAUGGGGUAUGCCAUGUGUCCGCACCUCGUUUCUUUCAGAAUCAACCCUAUCGGUCCAACGGCGUGGUUCGACCAUGCGCUGAGGGAUGAAGCGCUGUUUCAUGCGUUGUUGUAUACGACCACGAGUUAUGCAGGGCUGAUUGGAGGGAGCACGGAGACGAAGGAGUCGAUUGUGCAUUUUGGGAGGAGUGUGAGUUUGGUGAAGGAGAGGCUGAAGAGUAUGUGUGAUGUGAGGAAUGGGAAUGUCGUUACAGCCUUGGUGGAGGGAACUGCGAGGGCUGUGAGUUGUCUGGCUUUUACUGAAGUCAUUCGAGGAAAUAUUGAGGGAUGGAAAACACAUAUGACCGGCUUGAAACAAAUGGUUGAUGUGAGAGGAGGCAUAACCAACUUUAGCAUUGGUCUUCAGCUCAAGCUUCACCGUGCCGAUCUUUGGGGGGCUACAGAAUACCUCUGUCAUCCAUACUUCUCUGGAUCCGGUGGACUUCCAUACCUGCCAUCACAAGAUGUGAACAAACUUUCGGCUCAAACACCCCUUCUCAAUUUACUAGACACGCUUCCACUCUCGCCUGACCUCUUAAAUUCUCUGGCAUAUAUGCAUGCCCUCUCCGAACGGAUAUCCGAUGUGUCUUCCGGGUCCACGUUGUACACAGAGGCCGAACAGAUAUCUCUAAUGAAAGACACCUUCUCACUUUGCUAUUCGCUCGUCCUCUCUCCUAGUUCCCCGCCCCUGAACUCAGGAAACGCAUCUCUAGACGACGUGCUAAGAAUAGGCGCUAUUCUGUAUCUCCAGACAACACCGCAAGAAUUCCCUCAUGCUGCAGUUGGUCUAAGCAAUUUAGUGAAGAAGCUGAGGGGAUUGGUGUUCAACGUCCACAUGUGGAAUGUGAGGGAAGCGGAGCUCGUUCUGUGGUUGCUGUUUAUGGGUGCGAUGUGCGCGAGGAAAGGGCCACAUAGAAUAUGGUACAUUGAUCAGAUUGAGAGAUUGACCGGGAGGUUGAGGUUUAGAGGGUGGGAUGUGGUGAAGGAGAAAUUGGAGAGGUUCUGGUGGGUGAGUGGACUUCAUGAGAAGGCUGCUAAAGAAGUUUGGGAGGAGGUGGAGGUACUGCGGAGCGUGAUGAAUGGAGAGUGAUGUUCGAUGAUAGAUGUAACGUGCAUAGAAGACUCUCGUAGUGUCAGUCCGCGGAAAGUAAGCUCCAGCGUCUAAAAGAGCGACGGAAACUCUCCAGAAUUAC